AUCACGAGUACGGAACUGUUUACGUUGCGGUAUUUGUGUAUUUGGCAUAUCCUUAAAAUUGGACGAAGUCCUGCAACGUCAACAAAACCAAAGACUUUGAAUUGACUCGAAGGAUGACUUGGAAGGGGACACUAUGUAUCCUCCUCUCCCUCAAUGUUUUUCUCAACCUAUCCUCUUUCUGUGAUGGUCAUCCCCACUCUGCACAAACUAUAAAUUCAGGAUCUGCUGUCAGAGUCUUAUCCAAUGAUACUGCAAAGAGAGCUGGGGUUGCAGCUGAGGUAGCAGGCUAUGCUGAUGUGGCCAAACAGAUCAUUGACCUGGCUGUGUUCGGUGCUGCCCAGAACCGCUCUUACAGACGGCUCGCAGACUUUACUGACACUAUAGGAAACCGCGUCAGUGGCUCAAACAACUUGGAGAUGGCUAUUAAAUACAUGUACAAUGCCAUGGUGCAGGAUGGGUUGGAUGUACACCUGGAGCCAGUAAAAAUCCCACACUGGGUACGGGGGAAGGAGAGUGCAGAGAUGACUGCUCCUCGAGCCAAGACUCUGGCUAUACUGGGAUUGGGUAGCAGCGUAGGAACACCCCCUGAAGGUAUUGAGGCAGAGGUGUUGGUAGUUCAGUCUUUUGAGGAACUGAAGCGUCGAGCCAGUGAGGCCGCAGGAAGGAUUGUGGUUUUUAACCAGCCAUAUGUUAGCUAUGGAGAGACAGUGGCAUACCGUGCUUAUGGUGCCUCUGAGGCAGCCAAAGUAGGAGCUGUGGCUACACUCAUUCGAUCAGUCACUCCAUUCUCUAUUAACAGUCCCCACACAGGCUGGCAGGACUACCAAGAUGGAGUGAAGCGCAUCCCCACAGCCUGCAUCACUGUGGAGGAUACUGAGCUGAUGUGGCGUAUGGCACAAAGAGGUCAGAAAAUUGUGGUUAAACUCACCAUGGGAGCCAAGACCCUUCCUGAUGCUGACUCUUUCAACACGGUGGCUGAGAUAAAAGGCUGGCAACACCCUGAGCAGGUUGUCUUACUGAGCGGACAUUUGGACAGCUGGGAUGUGGGCCAGGGUGCCAUGGAUGACGGAGGCGGAGCCAUGAUUUCCUGGGAGGCCCUGUCACUCAUCAAAGACCUUGGUCUGCGUCCAAGGAGAACUUUGCGAACAGUGCUGUGGACAGCCGAGGAGCAGGGCGGAGUCGGAGCACAGCAAUACUUUAAUCUACACAAGGUAAACAUGUCCAACUUUGACCUUGUCAUGGAGUCCGACUUGGGGACGUUCACCCCCAUUGGCCUGCAAUUUACAGGCAGUGAUGCAGCACAAAAGGUGAUGGAAGAAGUGGUCAAACUUUUGGCUCCCAUUAAUACAACCAAACUCGAGGCCCACGGUGAAGGGACAGACAUCUCACCAUGGAUGCAGGCAGGAGUUCCAGGUGCCAGCCUCCACGUGGCAGACAGCCGUUACUUUUGGUUCCACCACAGUGAAGGCGACACCAUGAGCGUCCAGGACCCUCGAGACAUGGACCUCUGCUCGGCAUUGUGGGCCGUGGUUGCUUAUGUCGUGGCAGACCUGCAGGAAAUGCUGCCCAGAUAGCACGACCUGCUGUGAACUGUACAUCUUUACAUAAAGCAAAACUCUUGUUAAAUUAUAUUUCUAAAAAAGACUUGAUCCAAAGUCCAUUCAGAUGAAAAACUGACAUUCUGUUCAAAAUGAUUUCUUUCUUUUUGUUUCAAGACAAGCUGCCACCUUUGCUAUGCCAUCUACAAAAUGCCUUGUGUAGAUUAGUUAGUGACACAAACUGAUCAGCCGUCUUGUGAUACAACAUACAUCCUCUUUUUUGCACGACAGUAUAACCAUCGAUAAAAGCUUAACAGCUAUUUCAUUUUGCACAAAUGCACUCCUCCGAGUUUGUGUUUUUUCCAUCUGACCACAUGCAGCUUUCUGCACCAUCUUUAUACUUAUCAACCACACUGUGUUUGUGUGCUGUUUCCUUUAUUGUUACUAAAACUGAAUCUGAAGCAGAGGGUAGAGCAACCAUGGCAGUUUGUCUUGAAACAACUGUAAUAUUCACAUUAUGACUUUUUUUUCCAUGAAAAAGUUUUUCGACUCGAAAUUUUAACUUUAUUCUCAAAAUGAUCUAUACAUGUUUUUCUUAAUGUGGCCCUAAUACUCCUUCGUAUCAAAGAGAUGCUUUUACAUAAUGAUUUUUAACACAGAAGAGUAUAUUAUGUUAUGAAUGAGGAGAAAUUAUUUUUUUAAUGAAUAUGUUUUUAAAUUUAGGGUUAUUGUAGACAAGGAGGGAUAAAAUAUAGAUCUGAGUACUGUAAUGUUAUGUGCAAUAGGAAGUUUGUUUAAGGUGUGUGAAAUUAAAGAAAUGGACUACAAAGUU
Molecule: messenger RNA, 2370 nt
Organism: Maylandia zebra (zebra mbuna)
Lineage: Eukaryota; Metazoa; Chordata; Actinopteri; Cichliformes; Cichlidae
Product: carboxypeptidase Q
Biological process (GO): peptide catabolic process; proteolysis
Molecular function (GO): metallodipeptidase activity
Source: RefSeq, a predicted model, not a curated record